AUGGCAACUAUAAAUAAUAAUAGUAUAUCGUUAGAACCAAUAGCUUUAAUAGGUAUGUCAUGCGAGUUUGCAGGUGAUAUUCAUUCACCAAAUGAUUUAUGGGAUGCAUUAAAAGAAAGUCGUGAUGUUGGUAGUACAACACCAAUUGAUCGAUUUGAUCUUGAAUCAUUUGCUGCUCAUAUGCUUAAUAUGGAUAAUGAUGGACAACUUCGUCAAAAACUUCUUCGUGCUGAUGCUGAACCAGCCGGUAUUGAUCCAUGUCAUCGAUUAGUUAUAUUAAAAUUUGUUGAUUUACUUGAUGGUGAUGGAUACAGUGUUGAAAAAAUGUCAGAUGAUGGUCUUGAUCUUUUAUUAUUAAAACAAUUAAGUGAUGCUGAACGUGAUGGCGAUCCAAUUGAAGCUGAUUGUUUAGAUCGAUUUUUCAAUCGAUCAAAUCUUGAUCCACCAUUAUUAUUAGAUUUAAUUAAAAGUAAUUUAGGACAUACAGAAGGUGCAGCUGAUGUUGCAUCACUUAUUAAAGUUGCUAUGUGUAUGCAUCAUGGUGGUAUUACAGCAAAUAUGCAAUUUACUUCACUUAAUCCAAAAAUAGAUGCACAAAAAUAUAAUCUACAUGUUGUUCAAAAUUUUAUACCAUUUCCAUCCGUUUCAAAUAAUGAAAAAAUA
Messenger RNA from Adineta steineri, 663 nucleotides. Lineage: Eukaryota; Metazoa; Rotifera; Eurotatoria; Adinetida; Adinetidae. The record is from the annotation of a GenBank genome assembly.